GGCAACGACGAGCAAGGCGAACUCCUCGUGAUGGGGGUGAUUCGCCAUCGCCCAUCCAGCUGAAAAGACUUUACCUACCUACCUACCUCGAGGCUGUCCUGCGCGCACCUGUCCGCUUUUUUCAACAACAUACAACAGCAGCAACCGCAACCGCCAUGUCCGCGUCCUCGGAACCCCUCCACUCCCUCCUCGACCUCCUGCGCGCCCGCAGCACCGUCGACUGCGACACGCUGGACGCGGCCGUCGCCCACGAGCGCGGCCCCUUUGCCGACUGCACGUCGAACCAGGCGAUUGCGUGCGCCGAGCUGCAGGAGCACCGGCACAAGGAACUGUUGCAACGCGCCGCGACGCUGGCAAAGGAGCUGCAUCCCAAGUACUCGGACGUGGAGCUCAAGACACUGGCGGUCGAGAUUGGGAUGAUCCUCCUCGUCCUCCAAAUCGCGCCGCACCUAACCGGCUUCGUGCACAUCCAAGCCAACCCCUUCGACUCGUACAACGCCGCGCGCACCGUCGCGGGCGCCCAACGCAUCGUCGCGCUGUUCCGCGCCGUCGAGCCGCGCUUCGACACGUCGCGCGUGUGCAUCAAGAUCGCGAGCACGUGGGAGGGCCUGCAGGCGUGCAGGGCGCUGCAGGCCGCCGGCAUCGAGACGCUCGCCACGACGCUGUUCACGCUCGAGCAGGCGGCGCUGGCGGCCGAGGCCGGGUGUCGCUACGUCGCGCCGUAUGUGAACGAGCUCAAGGUGCAUUUUGACAAGAGCUACUGCGACCCGGCCCCCAACCUCGCCCUCUGCGUCCAGACCCAACGCUACCUCCAGCACCACAGCUACCGCACAGCCGUGCUCCCCGCCAGCCUAACCAACAUAACGGAAUGCCUCUCCCUGGCCGGCGUCGCGCACAUCACGGUCCCGCCCGCGCUGCUACGCGAACUGGCCAGCACGCCGGCGCUGGACCCCUCGGCCUUCCCGUCGCUCUUCGACGACGCCAAGCUGGCCAAGCUCGGCAUGCCAGAGAAGCUGGCCUGCGUGCGCGAGGAGAGCGCGUGGCGCAUGGCGUUUACGCGGAGUGGGAAGGGCGUGCAGGAGAAGAAGAUUGUGCAGGCGAUUAAUAUUUUCUGCGAUAUGCAGGGUAAGCUGGAAGAGGUUAUGGGGGCUGUGCUGGGGGGUUCUUGAGAGUGAGAGAGAGGGGCUGGGGGAGGAAAGGCCGUGUAUGAGCCCAAGAGUGGAGGAGCGCCAAUGCCUUUGUAGGAGCAACAAUUGAAACGUCUGAUGAACGUACUCAUGGGCCCAAGGAGAAAGAGAGAGAGAGAGAGAGCGAGAGCGAGAGCAGAGCAGCGAGACCAUAGGUAGAGGAGUACCUAGCCCACCCCUCAGCCCGCGAUAUAUGACGUCAG
Molecule: messenger RNA, 1390 nt
Organism: Aplosporella prunicola CBS 121167
Lineage: Eukaryota; Fungi; Ascomycota; Dothideomycetes; Botryosphaeriales; Aplosporellaceae
Exons: 3
Coding region: 156-1169 (337 amino acids)
Biological process (GO): carbohydrate metabolic process; pentose-phosphate shunt, non-oxidative branch
Cellular component (GO): intracellular anatomical structure
Molecular function (GO): transaldolase activity
Source: RefSeq, a predicted model, not a curated record